Molecule: messenger RNA, 690 nt
Organism: Entrophospora sp. SA101
Lineage: Eukaryota; Fungi; Glomeromycota; Glomeromycetes; Entrophosporales; Entrophosporaceae
Source: the annotation of a GenBank genome assembly
AUGGUAAAAGAAGCAGGCAAAAUAUCCCCCGGAAUUUCUGAGACCCGGCCAGAAGAAGAACCAAAAAUAAUUCAUUAUUAUUCUCUCAGUGAACUUGUUGCUGGUCGCAAAGAAAAGCUAAUUGCUUGGCAAAAGCAAAAAAGCGGUGAUUUGAUUUCCUUCACAGAAAAACUAAACGAUUUAGAAAUUGCCAAAAGGAGUUUUCUUUGUCCUAUUGACGAAAUAACUCUCUCCCAAGAAGAAGUAGAAAAAUUUACUGAAUUCCUGAUUACUGAUUAUACACAAAAAAGUCUUGAAAUAGUCGAAUAUGCCAAAAAAAAUAAAUAUAAAAUGCUCCAACGAGAAUUAUCACUUAGAAUAGAUUUUGAACCAGAGAUACUCCAAAAAAAACUGCCAGAAGGAGAAGAAACCAAAUUACGUAAAAAAACUUCUCCUAAAUCACGUAAAAUUAAAAGAAUUUCUGCCCAGAUAGUGAAGAAAAAUAAUUACUUCACUCGCAAUAAUAUUACUCAUAUUGAUUAUAAAGAUACCAAACUAUUAGGUCAUUUUGUUAAUAAACAAGGACAAAUAAUUCCUAAAACUUUUGUUAAAUUGCCAAGCAAAAUUCAAAGAAUAGUAACUAAAAAUAUCAAAAGAGCUAGACAAAUGAAACUAAUGCCUUAUAUUGUUAUCAACCAAGGAGAUUUUUAA